Molecule: messenger RNA, 1455 nt
Organism: Arthroderma uncinatum
Lineage: Eukaryota; Fungi; Ascomycota; Eurotiomycetes; Onygenales; Arthrodermataceae
Product: chitin binding protein
Exons: 1
Coding region: 1-1455 (484 amino acids)
Biological process (GO): carbohydrate metabolic process
Molecular function (GO): chitin binding; hydrolase activity, acting on carbon-nitrogen (but not peptide) bonds
Source: RefSeq, a predicted model, not a curated record
AUGUCGGCCCAGAUGACCAAGAAAUCCCCCUUGCAGCAUGUGGACCUUAUGCGGGCUCCUGUUCUGAAGGGUUGUGCUGUUCUUCGCAAGGUAUGUGAAAUUGCUAGACAUAGUGCUAUAACCUCUACGCCCAGUCUGACUCUAGUUAUAGGAUACUGCGGAAAGGGGCCUCUCUAUUGUGCUGCUCCAGAUUGUUUAUUUGAAUAUAGCAGCGGCUGUGAUGUUCACAAAACUCCUAGCGGAGAGGACACAUCCGACGUUCCUCGUGAUAAAAUCGGAGACGUUCCAUACGGCGAGGCGGCCAUUUACGACUGUACCGUGCCUAACACCAUUGCCCUGACAUAUGAUGACGGACCUCACAUCUAUACUAAAGACUUGCUUGACAUUCUAGAUGCUUUUAACGCAAAGGCAACGUUUUUCGUAACCGGAAUCAACUCGAAUAAAGGUCCGAUUGAUGAUCCCAAUUAUCCAUGGGCUGACUUGAUCCGCCGGAUGUACAACAGUGGCCAUCAAAUUGCUAGCCACACCUGGUCACAUCAAAAUCUAGAUCAGAUUUCAGCUUCACAUAGGAAACAACAACUUAUAAAGAACGAGAUGGCCCUACGGAAUAUACUGGGAGGGUUCCCAACUUAUAUGCGGCCUCCAUACUCGAGCUGCUCUGCCGCAUCUGGUUGUCUUGGAGAAAUGGGCGAGCUAGGUUACCAUGUUACUUACUUCAACCUCGACACAGACGAUUAUAACAACGAUUCCCCGGACAUGAUUCAGCGCUCAAAGGAUAUCUUCGAUUCAUAUGUAACCAUGGGUGUCUCAGAAGGUCGCCCACUCCUCGAAAUUGGGCAUGAUGUUCACGAGCAGACAGUCUAUAACUUGACCAGUUAUAUGCUUCACCGGCUCGAAGAUACUGGAUAUCGCAUAGUAACCCUUGGCGAAUGCCUUGGUGAUCCCCCGGCGAAUUGGUAUCGUUGGACCGCACGGCCAGACGAACAGGGUCCUGGUCGAAAACCACCCGGAGGCGGUAAAAAAUACAAACCGGUGAAGCCAUCGUCGCCCGAUGGAACCUGUGGCACUAGUUUUACUUGCACUGGAUCCAACUUUGGCCGUUGCUGCAGUGCGUCUGGUUUCUGUGGUAACAGAGCACUUCACUGUGGAAAGGGAUGCCAAAAAAUUGGGGGAAUCUGCUCGGAGAGUUCAUUAGAUGAGGGUAACAAGAAAGACGGCAACGAGAAAGGUCGACUAGACAAAGAAGAUUCCAGGCAUAAUGCCAGCCAUGCUGAAAUGAAUGAGAGUGGCCAGAAGGUCGAGGAUAACGAAUUAGAGAAAGGUGAGGAUAAGAAGGCUAAGAACGGGGACGAGGAGAAAGCCGGGGGUGGCAAGACACCAGAAAAUGAUGAGGUUCAGAAAAUUGAGGCUGAAGGGAAUGCUGAAAAUGAAAACCACCAUGAAGAGGAAGUUUAA